Messenger RNA from Brassica napus (rape), 1663 nucleotides. Its product is annotated as putative F-box protein At1g47790. Lineage: Eukaryota; Viridiplantae; Streptophyta; Magnoliopsida; Brassicales; Brassicaceae. Bases 324 to 1442 code for a protein of 372 amino acids. The transcript has a single exon. Gene Ontology annotation, molecular function: protein binding. The record is from RefSeq and is a predicted model, not a curated record.
UUUUUUUCAUACUUCAAUACCAACCCAUAUCUUAACUUUUAUUUUUGUGUGUCCAUGUUUAGAGUGGUUGUAAAAGUGUUUUCGGCAUAAUUUCAAUUUAUUUGAAAUGAAAACUAAGUCUCACUGAUUACUCAUCGUUGAAACGUUUUCACGAGACUCCACAAACAUUAUACGAGAGAUAAGGUUUUUGUUGUGUUUCCUUUUCUAUACGUAAAUUAGGUUUUAGUAUUUUUGCCUUUUUGUUGUAUGUUAGAUUAUAUAUAUUUUAUAAUAUAUAUACAAGGGUCGAUCUCUUAUGAUCAAAUUAGGGCUUUGAGUAAAUUAUGGAGCCAAAAGAAAAGAAGAAGAAGAGGAAAACACGCUACCGAAAGGGAAGAACACAAUCGAUUCCUACCGACCUAACCAUAGAGAUACUCUCAAGGCUUCCUGAGAAAUCUGUUGCUAGGUUCAGUUGUGUGUCCAAGCUCUGGUCAUCAAUCACCUCCGACCCAUCUUUCCCACGGCCGCGCCUUCUACUCUGUUUCCAAAAAUAUGACGACUCGGACUUGUAUGUUUCCUCUAUUCCACAGCAUACUCGGAACUCAAACAACAGGUCCUACUCUUCUUCUCUGUCUUUUGAUCAUCAUCAUAUGAUGAAACUCCCAAGUUGUUAUAAUCUGUUCUCAUCUAAGGAAUCUGUCCAUGGCUUGAUCUGCUUUCAAAAAUCAGAAAACCCCAUAGUCUGGAACCCUAGCACGAGACAGUUCAUAGCUUUACCAAUUUUACCAAUACCAUGUAAGGACUGGAAAAAGACAACACUGUUGUUAGGAUAUGAUCCCAUUGAAGGUAAACACAAAGUAGUGUGCCUUCCCUUUAAAAGGACUUGUUAUGUGUGUCGAGUUUUUAAAUUGGGAUCAGGUCAAAAAUCAUGGAGAAAUGUCAAAACUAAUAUUCAGCAUCGUCCCACCAGUGAUACAUAUGAGCGAUACAUCGAGGGUGUGAUAUAUUAUCUAGCAUCUAGUGUUGUAAUGAGCUUUGAUGUCAGAUCUGAAAAGUUCGAUAUGAUAAAACUACCUUCGGGAUACUUUUCGGGACUGCUGAUAACAUAUAAGGGAAGGUUGGCUUUUUUUAGUAGAAUGAGUUAUACAACAAAUCAUAGAAAAUUAUGGAUUUUGGAGGAUGCACAGAAACACAUAUGGUCGGGACAAGACUUUCUUUUACCUUUUGCUGAUUUAGAUUAUCUGAGUUUCAAACUAACAGGUUUCACUCAUGCUGGCGAGUUUAUUUUUGUACCAACAAGGCGUAGCCAAUCGUCUCAUAUUUUACUAUACGAUCCGGUGAGAAACAGCUGGAGAAAAUUUGAAUUUAAGGGAUUAGCAGACAAGGUAUCUCUCCAUAAUGAACACCGACCUUAUGCGCUCCAUGUUUUCCCGAAUCACAUUGAUAGUCAAGUGUCUUUGUAACAGUUUACUGCUGUUUUCGUUUUCCUUUGAAUGAUAUUCUUAUGCAACUUUGGCUCUCAACGUCUCUACAAAAUGUGAUUAAAUCUCUGCUGUUCGACUUAGUUACAAAAAGCUUAUGCACCUUUGGCUCUCAACGUCACUGCAAAAUGUGACUAAAUCUCUGCCGUUCGCCUUAGUCGUAAAAACUUUAUGGACGCAUUUUUCUUCUUAAUUCCCUCUUG